Carlito syrichta (Philippine tarsier) is the source of this 1693-nucleotide messenger RNA. It is a transcript of the gene BAIAP2L2, whose product is annotated as BAI1 associated protein 2 like 2. NCBI's taxonomy places the organism in Eukaryota, Metazoa, Chordata, Mammalia, Primates, Tarsiidae. The record is from RefSeq and is a predicted model, not a curated record. The transcript is spliced from 12 exons. Gene Ontology annotation, molecular function: protein binding. Gene Ontology annotation, biological process: actin crosslink formation; positive regulation of actin filament polymerization; actin filament bundle assembly. Gene Ontology annotation, cellular component: nucleoplasm; cytosol. The coding region runs from base 140 to 1288 and encodes 382 amino acids.
CUCCAACUCCAGGUUCCACUCCACAGCCUCCUCGCUGCCCCCGAGGUGUGGGCACCUGCAAGCAUCAACCCUGGUGCUCCCAGCCCAGCCACUGGCCACCAGCUCUCGGCCUCCUGCUCAGACCCAGCGGCAGCCACCCAUGGCCCCAGAGAUGGACCAGUUCUACAGGUCCACCAUGGCCAUCUACAAGAGCAUCCUGGAGCAGUUUAACCCUGCCCUGGAGAACUUGGUGUACCUGGGUAACAACUACCUGCGGGCCUUCCAUGCUCUGUCCGAGGCUGCUGAGAUCUACUUCAGUGCCAUUCAGAAGAUCGGGGAGCAGGCCCUGCAGAGUUCCACCUCACAGAUCCUGGGUGAGAUCUUGGUGCAGAUGUCCGACACCCAGCGGCACCUGAACUCUGACCUGGAGGUGGUGGUGCAGACAUUCCAUGGAGACCUGCUGCAGCACAUGGAGAAGAACACCAAGCUGGACAUGCAGUUCAUCAAAGACAGCCGCCAGCACUAUGAGAUCGAGUACCGCCACCGAGCUGCCAACCUAGAGAAGCGCAUGUCUGAGCUGUGGCGCAUGGAACGCAAGAGGGACAAGAAUGCGCGGGAGAUGAAGGAAAGUGUGAACCGGCUGCACGCGCAGAUGCAAGCCUUUGUGUCUGAGAGUCAGCGGGCAGCUGAACUGGAAGAGAAGCGGCGCUAUCGCUUCCUGGCAGAGAAGCACCUGCUGCUUUCUAACACCUUCCUGCAUUUCUUCAGCCGGACGCUGCUGCGCUUCUCGGCCGGAGACGUGGUGGAGGUGCUGGUGCCCGAGGCCCAGAACGGCUGGCUCUACGGCAAGCUGGAGGGCUCGUCCACGGGCGGCUGGUUCCCUGAGGCCUAUGUGAAGCCCUUGGAGGAGGUGCCCGUGAAUCCCAUGACCCCCUUGAGCCCUGUGACCUCCAUGAACCCCGUGAAUGAGCUGCCUUCCAGGUCCUACCCACUCCGGGGCAGCCACAGCCUCGAUGACCUCCUGGACCGGCCAGGCAACUCCACAGCGCCCUCAGAGUACUGGGAUGGCCAGGCCCGCUCACGCACCCCGAGCCGGGUGCCCAGCCGUGCCCCCAGCCCAGUACCCGCCCCCUUGCCCAGCAGCCGCCGCAGCAGCAUGGGCAGCACGGGGGUGGCCAGCGACGUCAAGAAACUUAUGUCCUGGGAGCAGCACCCACCAGAGCUCUUCCCUCGGGGCACGAAUCCCUUUGCCACCGUAAAGCUGCGUCCCACCAUCACCAACGAUCGCUCAGCACCCCUCAUCCGCUGAGGCGCCGUCCUCCGUUCGAGGUCUGAGGUCGCACCCCUGCACACCUGCCUGGGCUGCGCAGAGCUGGCGGCAGCAGUGGCGGCGGCAGCAGCAGCAGCAGCAGCAGCAGCAAAAGAUGAGAAUGAAGAUGAGCUGAGAAGCCAGCCCUGAGCCCCCCGGGGGGCUGCCCCUCCCUCAACCACUCCCAGCCCGAGCAGCUCCAAGGAUACUGGCCUGGGGCCUGGGGCCUUCAAAAAAAACUGGUGGAACUGGGGAACAGGGGCCCCAGGACUGUCCCUGGGGGCCUCCUCUCGCCCCGGACCUCUUCCCCUUCCCUUCCCCAGUGGGGGGAGUCCUUGUACCAGCCCCCGCCCCGCACAUGGUACAACUUUUGUAAACGACAAGAAUAAAGGACAUGGAUCGGCA